This is a messenger RNA of Talaromyces atroroseus, 1509 nucleotides long. RefSeq lists its product as hypothetical. Gene Ontology annotation, molecular function: monooxygenase activity; heme binding; oxidoreductase activity, acting on paired donors, with incorporation or reduction of molecular oxygen. Bases 1 to 1509 code for a protein of 502 amino acids. The record is from RefSeq and is a predicted model, not a curated record. NCBI's taxonomy places the organism in Eukaryota, Fungi, Ascomycota, Eurotiomycetes, Eurotiales, Trichocomaceae. The transcript is spliced from 7 exons.
AUGGCUUUGAUCCGCUUUAUUGGGCUCAUCGCUCUGUUAUGGUGCCUCUUCUUCCUGUGCGCUAUCGUCAGGCUCGGCUUCUGGAUCCGGGUUAUUCGACUACGCAACUCGUAUAUAUCGCGUGUGCCGGGACCACGACUGGCGGCGUGGUCACGGCUGUGGAUUGCAAGGGCGCUGAUGUCCGGCAGGUCCCAUGAGAUCUGGGUCGAGGCGAAUGCAAAAUUCGGAUCCGUCGCCCGCAUCGGCCCAAACCAUGUCAUCACCGACGACCCUGAUAUCAUCCGCCGAAUCCUUGCGGUCAGAUCUGAAUACGUGCGCGGGCCCUGGUUCGACUCGGUGCGCAUCGACCCCUAUAUCCCCAACAUUGUCUCCGAGCGUAGUGUGGAGAAACACAGCAAGAUCCGCGCAAAACUAGCGCCGAGCUUCACCGGCCGAUCCGUUGCCGCAAUGGAGCCCAUCAUAGACACGCUGGUGCUUGGCUGGAUAGAAAUGCUUCGGAAACAUCAAGUAUUUUCGUGCGAUAUUGGCCAGAAAAUCCAAUUUCUGACCGUCGAUAUCAUCACCAGACUCUGUCUGGGCGACGAGCUUGGAUGCGUCAAGCAUGAUUGUGAUAUGUAUCACAUCCUCGAGACGGUCGAAACCGGAAACCGGCUGGCUAGAAUACCGGCUCUGGCGAAGAUCCUCUUUCCCAGGCCGCACGAUUCCACCGGCGUCGGUCGUCUUAUGGGGAUAGUCCACGAGGUGGUGGAGAGACGUUCCAAAGAAGGCCACAGGACAGGCGAUGUUGUGAGCUCUCUUCUAAAUCAAGGAAUGUCCAAGAGUCAAAUCGAUUCAGAGCUCAUUAUUGCACUCGUGGCCGGCUCUGACACAACCUCCACCGCGGUGCAAAGCACGCUCUUAUCCAUUAUAACAAACCCGCAAGUCUACAACACCCUGCGCGCCGAGAUCCGUCGCGCGGUGUCAAGCGGAGGACAGAUAUCCAACCCUAUUCAAGACACCGAAGCGAAGCAACUCGUAUACCUGCAGGCCUGUGUCCUAGAAGGCCUACGCAUGUUCCCGCCUCUAAGCCAACUGCGCGAGCGCGUUGUUCCACCUGGAGGCGACACGCUCGGCGACUUCUACCUGCCUGGAGGCACUUUUGUUGGGCUGAACGCAUGGGGCGUACAGCGUAGCAAGGCCGUCUAUGGAGACAAUGCCGAGCUCUACUCUCCGGAGCGUUGGCUGGUUGACGACCCGGAUAGGCUGCACGUCAUGUACCAGACGCAUUCGCUGAUCUUUGGGCACGGCUCGACAAAGUGCCUGGGCGUGUCUAUGGCCAUGAUGGAAAUAUCAAAGGUGAUCUUCGAGCUCGUCAGGAAUUUUGACAUAACUAUCGCCAACCCUCACAAACCGUGGGUCAGUCAAUGCUACGGUAUCUUCUUCCAGAAAGACUUCUACGUUCGCCUCCGCGCAGUUGAUCACACUCAGCCCCCAGCCUACGAGGAUUCCAUCAAAUCUGAACCGAAAUAG